UUCAGUCUUUUAAGAAAAGAUUUGGUGAUAUUAAAAAUCUAAAGUACGGGUUAAAAUUGAAUAAAAUGCACUUGUAUUUGGAAAAGUGACAAAAAUGAACGCUUUAUUUUUGUUUGCUGUAUGUGCAGUUUCGGCUUUAACAUCAGGUCGUGAGUAUAAAUGCAAGUAUCUACCAGGUAGGGUGGACUACACGCAGUUUAACCCUGUGUCGGACGGCACUCUAGACACCAGCCACAUAUCUGGAUUCAUACUCCAAGCAAAAGGCAAGAACGACGCACACAUCCUUCUUCAGAAGAGCCAGAGUGACUACAACAAUGACAUUGUGGAGAUUGUGCUUGGUGGGUGGGGUAACAGUCGGUCAGCCAUCCGAAACAAACAACAGGGACCGAGAUUCUCCACGUACAAGGGCGCUGUGCUGUCAUCCAGUUCUUACAAUUGGUUCUGGGUCACGUGGUCUGGGGGAUGUGUCAAGGUUGGGAAGGGAAGAACGAUGGGAAGCAGCCAAAUCAUGUCCUGGUGCUCACUCAGUCAUUCAGUGAGCGGAGUCAGGAUCAGCUACGGUUACGGAAGUGACGGCUAUUUUAAUAUUCCAUCGCAAGUAACAAAUGUUCAACAAUCUGCAGUAGAAGAGGGUCAUGUACUCGGCCACAGCGGCCCCUACGACGGGCUCGUCCGAUUCAACGACUCUGCCUCCUGGAACCAAGGACGUAUCAGCGCCAUACGAAUGCAGUGCGGCCAGUACCUGCUUGCCUUACAAGUCCAAUACAACGGAGUGUGGGCAUCUAAGCACGGAUUCUGGAAUGACAAGUGUUCGACCAACCAAUCGUGGACACCCACGUACUAUUUUGGAGAAGACGAAUGGAUAGAGCGUGCGGAGUUGACGGGCGGCAGAUACGCAUCUAGCAUCACCCUCACCACAAACAAGCGGCGGCUGGAAACAUGCGGGAUCCCCGCGGUGUCCCCCAGAUUCGUGGAGAGUGGCAGGCUGGAGUACGUCUCAGGGAUAUUUGGCUGCUACUUCGACCAAUUCCGGCUUCAUUGGUCAUCCUACCAAGAUGUUCAACAAUCUGCAGUAGAAGGGGGUCAUGUACUCGGCCACAGCGGCCCCUACGACGGGCUCGUCCGAUUCAACGACUCUGACUCCUGGAACCACGGACGUAUCAGCGCCAUACGAAUGCAGUGCGGCCAGUACCUGCUUGCCUUGCAGGUCCAGUACAACUUAGUGUGGGCACCUAUGCACGGAUUCUGGAACGACAAGUGUUCGACCAACCAAUCGUGGACACACACUUACUAUUUUGGAGAGGACGAAUGGAUAGAGCGUGCGGAGUUAACGGGCGGCAGAUACGCAUCUAGCAUCACCCUCACCACAAACAAGCGGCGGCUGGAAACAUGCGGGAUCCCCGCAGUGUCCCCCAGAUUCGUGGAGAGUGGCAGGCUGGAGUAUGUCUCUGGGAUAUUUGGCUGCUACUUCGAACAAUUCCGGCUUCAUUGGUCAUCCUACCAAGAUGUUCAACAAUCUGCAGUAGAAGGGGGUCAUGUACUCGGCCACAGCGGCCCAUACAACGGGCUCGUCCGAUUCAACGACUCUGCCUCCUGGAACCACGGACGUAUCAGCGCCUUAAAAAUGCAGUGCGGGCAGUACCUGCUUGCCUUACAAGUCCAGUACAACGGAGUGUGGGCAUCUAAGCACGGAUUCUGGAAUAGCAAAUGUUCAACCAACCAAUCGUGGACACCCACGUACUAUUUUGGAGAGGACGAAUGGAUAGUGCGUGCGGAGUUGACGGGCGGCAGAUACGCAUCUAGCAUCACCCUCACCACAAACAAGCGGCGACUGGAAACAUGCGGGAUCCCCGCAGUGUCCCACAGAUUCGUGGAGAGUGGCAGGCUGGAGUAUGUCUCAGGGAUAUUUGGCUGCUACUUCGACCAAUUCCGGCUUCAUUGGUCAUCCUACCAAGAUGAGGCGAUAGGGGGUCAUGUACUCGGCCGCAGCGGCCCCCACAAAGGGCUCGUCCGAUUCAACGACUCUGCCUCCUGGAACCACGGACGUAUCAGCGCCUUAAAAAUGCAGUGCGGGCAGUACCUGCUUGCCUUACAAGUCCAAUACAACGGAGUGUGGGCAUCUAAGCACGGAUUCUGGAACAACAAGUGUUCGACCAACCAAUCGUGGACACCAACGUACUAUUUUGGAGAGGACGAAUGGAUAGAGCGUGCGGAGUUGACGGGCGGCAGAUACGCAUCUAGCAUCACCCUCACCACAAACAAGCGGCGGCUGGAGACAUGCGGGAUCCCCGCAGUGUCCCCUAGAUUCGUGGAGAGUGGCAGGCUGGAGUAUGUUACCGGUGUAUUCGGCUGCUACUUCGACCGAUUCCAGCUUUACUGGUCAUCCUAUGUGUCUCCAUAAAUCAGCCAGAAAACACAUCGUGUACAUAGACCGAGAAACAUAUUGUGUAUUUAUAGUUCUUAAUUAACCAAUAGACCAAUCCUGAAUUUAUAUUUUUACAUAAACCAGGACAAAGCUCGUGUAUUUAUAACGACAAAACGUUUACGCAGCAUCCACAUUUUGUGAUAGAACACACAGUCGUCUCAGAUUUAACUUUAAUCGAGUAUACAUAUAUAAUUAUAGUCCUCUUGGCGCUUUUGCGAGAGAAAGUACUCGCAAAUGUUUAAAGGGCAGCAUAACAUGAGUCGUAUCAAAGUC
This is a messenger RNA of Mya arenaria, 2698 nucleotides long. RefSeq lists its product as uncharacterized. The transcript has 9 exons. Lineage: Eukaryota; Metazoa; Mollusca; Bivalvia; Myida; Myidae. Bases 95 to 2401 code for a protein of 768 amino acids. The record is from RefSeq and is a predicted model, not a curated record.